Messenger RNA from Cercocebus atys (sooty mangabey), 381 nucleotides. RefSeq lists its product as uncharacterized. The record is from RefSeq and is a predicted model, not a curated record. Lineage: Eukaryota; Metazoa; Chordata; Mammalia; Primates; Cercopithecidae.
GAAUGGUGUGGACACACCCAUCCAGGAGAUAAUGAGGACAGUGAUGGUGAGGGGCUAGGUGACAUGACAGCAGGAGGCCCCAAAGCUGCCAGGAGCCCCUCCAGCUGGGAGGCACGAUGGGUACAGCAGCCAGAUCCCGUCAUCUGGCUCCUGUCAUCUGGACCUAAAGUGGCCAAACAGGUUUUCCAGGUGGCAGCUGAGCUCCUACAGCGCCGGGAACACUUUGUUCCUAGUAGCGUCCAGGACGGCUGUGUUCACAAGCCAGGUUCAACGUGCGAUGGGAGCCUGACAAGGAGGGCGUAUCCUUCAUGUGUCCCCAAGCGUGACCCGGAGCACUUCAGAGAAGAAAGUCAUCCUCUGUCGGGUUAAACAGGGCUGUGU